CACUCAUAAGGCGCAUGCUGCUAAUACUUGUAAUAGUUGUAACACUGGGGUGAAAAAAAAAAGUUGUAAUAAUUGUUCGGCAGUAAAGUAUCAAGAUAACCAAGAAGAAACAAUAGCCGUCUAUAUAAAAAAUGACCCAUCUAUCACGAGCACUAAUAACUUUAGCAAAAGACAACGUCGUCGACAGUGCUGUUUGUGUUUUUUCCAUAGCAACGCAACAUCCAGGACCAUUGUAUUUUUUAUAUUCUCUAUGUUUGUGCUGGGAGCCAUUACCGCAUUUUUUUGUUGGCCACGUACACCAAGAAUUUCGAUGGGUGGGGGAGCAACCUCACUGAAUGGUAUGCCCCCGGAUUGGUGGGCAGGAGAAAGAUUUCCAAUAGAAGCACAAGAUAACACAAUUUUACCAUCCAGACCUUCUUUAAGAGGUACAUGGCAAAUCAACGUGACAUUAGAUAAUAGAGAUAACUGGAUUCCAACACAUAUUCGUAGUCUAGAAUUUGUGUUACUAGACAGCUUGACGUUAGCCAAAUUUGCUUGGGCAUCUUCCUCUGCAAUGGUAUUACAGCCAAAAACCAUUUCUCCACUUAGUUUGACCUUUAAUGUCAACUAUCAAGCUCCUGAUAAUACAGAUCCUACAUUUCAAAAUUUGUAUGCUUCCUGUGGUCCAUUAAAGAGCCCCGAUAGUCGAAGACCAGCAUUGAAUGUAUUAUUAAAGGUUUACAUCCGCCUGUAUGGAAUCAUUUGGACUCCGAUUGUAAGUUCGACGCCUUACACUGGAGGGCUACUUUGUCCAAUGAAGUAG
Messenger RNA from Mucor mucedo, 802 nucleotides. RefSeq lists its product as uncharacterized. Bases 251 to 802 code for a protein of 183 amino acids. NCBI's taxonomy places the organism in Eukaryota, Fungi, Mucoromycota, Mucoromycetes, Mucorales, Mucoraceae. The record is from RefSeq and is a predicted model, not a curated record. The transcript has 3 exons.